AUGAACGACUUUGACGAGUGCGGCCCGAGCGCAGCCAGCAUGUACCUGCCCGGCUGCGCCUACUAUGUGGCCCCGUCGGACUUCGCCAGCAAGCCGUCGUUCCUGUCACAACCGUCGUCCUGCCAGAUGACUUUCCCCUACUCUUCCAACCUGGCGCCGCACGUCCAGCCAGUGCGCGAAGUGGCCUUCCGCGACUACGGCCUGGAGCGCGCCAAGUGGCCAUACCGCGGCAGCGGCGGAGGAGGUGCAGGGGGCGGCGGCGGCGGCGGCGGCGGCCCUGGCGGGGGCGGCGGCGCCGGCGCCGGUAGCUACGCUCCCUACUACGCUGCAGCGGCGGCGGCGGCGGCGGCGGCGGCGGCGGCCGAGGAGGCGGCCAUGCAGCGCGAGCUGCUCCCGCCCGCGGGCCGCCGUCCGGAUGUGCUCUUCAAGGCGCCGGAGCCGGUGUGCGCCGCGCCCGGGCCGCCGCACGGCCCCGCGGGCGCCGCCUCCAAUUUCUACAGCGCCGUGAGCCGCAACGGCAUCCUGCCGCAGGGCUUCGACCAGUUCUACGAGGCUGCACCCGGGCCCCAGUUCGCCGGACCGCAGCCCCCUCCGCCGCCCGCGCCGCCGCAGCCCGAGGGCGCCGCCGACAAGAGCAACCCCAAGACGGCGGCCAGUGGCGGCGGGGGAAGUCCCUGCGCCAAGACGACCCCCGGCUCGGAGCCCAAGGGGGCGGCAGAGGGCGGCGACGGCGAGGUGCCCCCAGGGGAGGCGGGGGCUGAGAAGAGCGGCGGCGCAGUGGCCCCCCAGCGAUCCCGAAAAAAGCGCUGUCCCUACACCAAGUAUCAGAUCCGCGAACUGGAACGGGAGUUUUUCUUUAACGUGUACAUAAACAAAGAGAAAAGACUCCAACUUUCUCGGAUGCUCAACCUCACUGACCGGCAAGUCAAAAUCUGGUUCCAGAAUCGCAGAAUGAAAGAAAAGAAACUGAACAGAGACCGUCUGCAGUAUUUCACUGGAAACCCCUUAUUUUGAGAGCUCCAGGAAGCACCCCUCUCCCCUGAGCCCCACUCACCCACUCUCCUCCCCACCAGCCUGCCCUGGGCAGGCCCAAUGUCCUUGGGUUUAAUGAUGCCUCUUCUCUGUGGAACUACACGAUUCCUUCCCACGGUCAACUCGGGACCUCCCAGCGACCACUGCAGCCUGCGGACGAGGUCGGGGACUUGGCCGAACGGAUCCUAAUA
Messenger RNA from Mesoplodon densirostris (Blainville's beaked whale), 1223 nucleotides. RefSeq names its product homeobox D11 (gene HOXD11). Gene Ontology annotation, cellular component: nucleus. Lineage: Eukaryota; Metazoa; Chordata; Mammalia; Artiodactyla; Ziphiidae. The coding region runs from base 1 to 1014 and encodes 337 amino acids. The transcript has 2 exons. The record is from RefSeq and is a predicted model, not a curated record. Gene Ontology annotation, biological process: regulation of transcription by RNA polymerase II; anatomical structure development. Gene Ontology annotation, molecular function: RNA polymerase II cis-regulatory region sequence-specific DNA binding; DNA-binding transcription factor activity, RNA polymerase II-specific.